Molecule: messenger RNA, 5010 nt
Organism: Acytostelium subglobosum LB1
Lineage: Eukaryota; Evosea; Eumycetozoa; Acytosteliales; Acytosteliaceae
Exons: 7
Coding region: 1-5010 (1669 amino acids)
Cellular component (GO): nucleus; exosome (RNase complex)
Source: RefSeq, a predicted model, not a curated record
AUGGAUACAUUAACAUCACUUCGGCAAAAGGUGUUGCUGUCAAAGAAGAAGAAGGAAGAGGAGAAGGAGGAUGGAGAGAUUGGUGGUCAUGACUUUACAAUGAUAUCAUCUACCUCUUCAAUAUCCCCUUUGGCUCCAUCUCCAGGUACACAUUCACCCAUACUAUCAAUGAGUAGGGAUAGAGGUGCAGGCAACAAUAGACAAUAUAGAUUCGACUAUGAUGACUAUGAGAGGAACUCACCGGUCGACAUGGACUUGACGAGUCAUAAUGAGAUCAAUGAUGAUAUGUAUAGACAGGCAGCAUUGUACGAGGGUCAGAAUGGUGCAUAUAGACAACAAAUACAACAACAACAACAGUUCGGUCACUUUAUUACACAGCCACAACAGUUCUACAUUCCUUCACAAUACAACAUCAACAAUGAUAGUAUGAUGACAACUCAACAACAACAACUAACUCCACCACUUCUGUCUGGCCUCUAUCUUGGUAACAUCAAUGUCAAUGGUAGCAAUGGUGGCAUAGGCAUUGGUGGUGGCAUAGGCAUUGACAAUGUGAACAUGGCCCCAUCACCUCCAAUCGACAUGCAACAACAACAGUUGCAGUAUCAAUAUCAAAUGCUUCAAAGACUCAAACAACAACAACAGCAACAGCAACAACAACAUCAACAGCAACAACAUCAACAACAACAACUUUAUCAACCUUCAGUCGCGCCUGUCACUCAGAAAGUAAAGGGCAAGAAGGAGAAGAAAGAAAAGAAGGAUAAGAAGAAACAACAUCAACACAAUCUUCAUCUGCAGCAACAACAGCAGCAGCAACAGCAACUCAUACUUCAGCAACAGGAGCAACAACAGCAACAGCAACAGAAGCAGCAGCAACAACAGCAACUCCUUAUUCAGAGACAACAACAACAACUCAUACUUCAGCAGCAACAACAACAACAACAGCAGCAACAGCAACAGCCACCACAAAAGACAAUCAUCAGUACAAACAAUAAUAGUAAUAUGUUACAACAGAUGAUUAUACAUCCGUUUGACGAGAGUGACUCGGAUAGGGAGGAGUCUGGCAUCAACUCGUACGAGUUCUCUACUGACGACAUUGUAGACUCGUUGGCCAAUGCCAAGAAGAAGGAGUUCCACAGCACUGAGAUGGAGGACCUAAAGAAGCAGAUUGCCGCACGCGAGGAAGCACUACUACGCAAGAAGCUGGAGGAGCGACGUAUCAAGUCUGUGCCAUCGCCAUUCAUGAUCAACACGGCUGCCCCUGGUCAGACCAUGCCACCGACGCCGCAGUCCCUGCUCGAUCAGGAGCAGGAACAGGAGCAAGAGCAAGAGCAGGAACAAGAGCAACAAGACGUGGCUCAGACGGACACUAUGAGCACGACGACACCCACUACAACGACGACGACGACCAAGAUGACACAAGAUACCCAGAUUCAACUGGACAUGAGUGAGCUCGAGCUCACCAAGAACGAGAUGAGACAAAUGACAUCGGACAUUGUCAAGACAAACAGGUUGCUGAUGGAGAGUGAGAGUGAUAUACUGCGCAUCGAGCUGGAGAUGACAUCGACGGACUGCAAGAAGAAGGAGUUGGAGCUCAAGAUCAACGAGAUGAAGCUGCGCAUCAACAUGUUCCAGACCGAGCUGGAACAGGUCACCAAGCAGAACAAAGAGCAGACGAGCAAGCUGAAUCAGUUGCGAUCAAAGAGUGAGGUGCUCCAGACGAGCUACAUGGACAAGGUCAACAUGAUCAAUCAGAAGAAGCGCAAGUUUGAUGAGGUCCGCUCCACCUUUGCCAUUGACCCUCUGCAACUCUCCAUCCUGGACACCGUGUCCAACACCGUCAUGUUAACCCCAGAGAACCGUAAGAUCAUCGAACAGGGCACACCAGCCGCGGUGAGCAAUCAUACAUCAUCGGAUGGUCCAAUCACCAACAACAUUGAAGGACCACCUUUGAUAACAAACAAGAAGGCGUCAGAACAGUCCACACCACUUGCUCAGAAUGGCAAGCAGCAGCAGCAGCCGACUACAGAUAUGUCGGAGGAGUCCAAAGACCCAAUGAACAUUGAAAGUGAACAACAGGCCCCAGCCAAGCGUGUGGCACAGGCUCCCCGAGAAGACAACUCAGACAAGCCAACGCGGACACCCGUUGUCGGCACCGCCGCCACCACUACGACCACAACAACAACAACUACAGCAUCUCGACCAAAGAAGGACAGCAAUGGAGCACAGCUAUUCAAUAUUGAGACAAUGUUUAGCUCGGGUAGUACUGCCAACGAUCGAAAGCCACAGGAGAAGGUGGCCCAUAUAUAUACCGUGGCGACACAACCAGCCAAGCCAAAGAUCAAUGUGUUGCCAAUCAUCCUUCAGGGCAGGGAUCUGGACUACUUUGUCAAGACCAUCCUGGAGGAAGGACGAAUGGUCGACAAGAACGGUGUCAUAGUGUCAUCAUCGUGGUUAAGGGCUGACAACUCAGCACUUGAGUUGGAGCAGACCAUGUACAACUCUGUGUUGAGAGAUAACUUUGCCGACAGGUGGGAGCAAGCGCAUGAGUCUGACCUGGCCAUGCGACUCGAGUCGUUGGCGGAGCCAUUCCAACGCAUCCCACCUGGCAAGUACGUAUCGUCCCUGAUGUGUAUGAGGUCAUACCGGUUCUCGGCCAUGUUCAACAAGCUCAGUCCAUUCCAAUUGGCUUCCAUCCAGUACUCUACCAAGCUCAACUCUUUCAAACGACUCUGUCGCGAGGAGCUCGAAGGAGUAUGCACUGAUGUCAAUUGUCCCUUCCAGCAUACAAGGGACUUUGCCUUUUCGACGGAUGACACAAUCGAAGACAUCUUCUCAUAUAGCAAUGAUCCAAACUUAAAGGCAGAGGUGCUGAACAUCAUGGGAGAGGGCAAGCCAGACUCGUUCCAGACUGCACUCAGGAGGGUGCUCAAACAGGUCAUCGCGGAGAACAAGACGAUCAUUGUGGAUGUCAAUGAGUCAAGAAAGAGUGUAUUGGACGAUCGUGUGAACGAAUUUACCAAGAGCAUCAGCAGCAACCCAGAGUCCUCUACAAAGCAACAGCUUGAAUCAAGUCCUACUACUCCUCGCAAGCCACGCAAGACUCAUGUCGUCGACGUCAAGGACACAGCAGACUACAUUCCAUUACAACGCCACGUUGAUGUAGAUGACGAGAUGACAGACACGAACAACACAUCCAUCAUCAUUCGCCCAUGCAACAGUCAAGAUCAGCAGCAUCAGUUCGUCAGCACAUACACCAUUCCAAGCAAUGAGUUUGAUCACUAUCAGCAGUACUAUCUAGUCACAAAAGAGGAGUACCUAAAGAACCCUACCAGCCUCCAGCAAUGCUUCUCCUAUCUCUGUUCCUUGAACCCGAGCUCACAAGACAUACUCUCUGACGAGAAGAACAGAAAGGACUUGCUCAACAUGCUCCACUUGAUUAUCACCAACAACAAGGGCUCAGAGCUGUUGUGGAAGCUCUACAUUGAGGUGUUCUCAAGGAACUUUAGCAACAGCCCUCGUGAUAUUGAGACACUCAUCCUCGCCACGCCAAUGUCCAGCAACUCCAUCCUCCUGGACAUGAUGCGACUUCGUCUUCCAGGCUCCCUAGCCCGUACCAUUACCAUCUGCGCUCAGGCAUUGAACCAGUUGUUUGGCCAGACCACAUCAGCGUCCCAGCUGCUGACCAAGCAGGAGAGCUCAUUCUGGUCGCUCGAGUUCCUCUUGAUAUAUCUGCGCAGCAUGCUCGAGGCUGGCCAUCGUGACUUCCUCGUCAAGGAGUUCCUGAUCCACUACAACCUCGACAGCAACGACAAGUUCGCCGCGUUGUUCGUCCCCAACUACCAUCGCUUCAAGCAUCCCGACCCCUUCAUAACGACCAGACACACCUCGCUCUCUGGCAACCUGGACAACCCCGAGAAGAACCAGCUCAAGAUUGUCUUCCUCUCCUUGCUCGUCUUUAAUGAGAUACCCGAGACGACGCAGCUCUAUGAGAACACGGCGAUGCACACCAUCCAAACCAAGACCCUACUGCUCAACUGGAAGCAGUUCUUUGACUCUAAGGCAUUCCUCAAGAACAACCAACCAUCUCAGAUCAGCGCGCUGCAGACAAUCUUUUGCGAACUCAGCAGCGAUGACUCGUCGGACUACAUCCUCAACCAGCUGCACUUCCUGUCGUUCGUCGUACCAUUCAAGAAGCACGUGGAGCUCACGCACAAUGUCGUGCAGAUGUAUCCCAAGAACAUCGAUGUGUGGCUGUAUCUGGUCGGCAGGGACACACACAACGACCAUCUCACCUCGGCGCUGGCAGCCAAUCCCAAUUCAUUACGCCUGAUCAAGGCGAUGGUCAUGCAGGACAUUGCAUCCAACAAUCACUCUGCCUCCAUUACCAAGAUCAACACCUUCCUCUACAACAUGUUUGCAAUCAAUGAGGCCCAGAAGAAGAUCAUCAAGGAAGAGAAGGUCAGUUCAUACACCAUGUUUGACCUUUUGCUCUCCAAGCAAGUUGGUCAAACAUACAAGAGAGAGGUUCAAGAGUUGAAGCACACACCUAUUGACAAUGCUGAGAUGGUCUAUGUUUGGAUACUAGUCUGUCUAUAUAACUUCCUCAAGAAGAACUACCUGGCAGUACUGCCAACUCUUCGCGAAGCACUACGCACAGUCAAUCUUGCUCACAAGAAGUUACUUUGGAAGGAACUGUUGUGGCUGGCAAGCAAGUGCCUCAGCACGAGUGAGUUUGAGACACUGGCCGACGAGUUCUUCCAGGAGUCUCCAACCGAGUUCUACUAUCCACUGCGACAGUACAUCUCGAGUAUACCGGCACACACCCCGGCAGCACUCCUCUCUGCCCUAAAGCCACUGGCACUCAAAGACUACUCGCUGCACAACCAAGUGUUGGAUCUCUAUGGCAAAAUGAAGAACUACCCGAGCAACCUGCUUCGCAAGUGGGCACUGAUGCUGCCUGACAAUGCAUACAUAUUUGCCAAGUUGCUAUUAGUGCUUCCAAACAUUUGA